AGAUUUUAUGUCCAAGCUUAGAUUCUGCAGGUACAUACCCCUGGGUUUAACUCCAGGUGCCGCUACUUUUAGACUGCGUGACUUUAGCCAGUUACCCGACCGUUCUGUGACCCAGUUUCGUCCUCCGUACAGCUGUGACUCUGACCUGAGACGGUUCAGAGGAUGAAUGAGGUCAGGCGUGUGAAGCGCUGUGCCACACUGGGUGAUGGCUAACCCGAUCUGACAGUGCGGGAGGUUCUGCCACCGCCUCUGUCUCUCUCUGCUUCUCCUGCAGCCCCUCAGCCCAGCCCUGCCCAGCCUAGAUCCAGGGGGAGAAACAGGGGUCAACUUCUGGAAUGUUCCAGAGCAGAGGCAGAGUUAAGGGUGGCCUGUAAGGCAGGGACAAGCCUGGGUGCCUCCCUUUCCUGCUCACUCUUGCUGGUUCUCUUGUUUGGGAGCAGACCUCACCCUGUGGCUCAUUCCUGGCCAUGGUCUUGUCCUUCUGAUCCCAGGCCUUCUCCUGCUCCUCCAGGCACCCAGGGGACCAGCAGUUGCCCUUGCCUGGCAACCAUAUCAUCCUUGAAAAAUGUCACUGUUCUGGUGCCCCCCAAGGGCUCAGAAGGGGUGCUCCAUCCUAACUGCCCCCAUCCUUCCAGGAUCCUGCCCAGACCAGCCAAGAGCUGACCUACGAGGCCACACCUCCGGGAGAAGUGUCUUCGUGUAUCUGUGUUCCCAGGCUGGCCGAGGCCGCUGGUGUGGAGGUCACAGCGUGCAGAAGACCCACAGAAGCAGCCCCCCUUGUCUUAUCCUUGGUGCCUCAGAGGGGGUCUAGCCUUCCUGACUUUUUUUUAUCAAUGCUUUGCCAACAUUUUACAAAUCAGAUCCAGGUUUCUAACUUCUCCUGGAAAAUUAGAAGCUCUGAAUACCUGAGUUCACAUUCCCACGUGACAGCAAUGGACCACAGGGCGGGGAGGCCACCACUCAGACGGGCUAGGGCUCUCCAGCUCACCACUGUCCCCAGCCCGGGUCAUGCGCCCCAUUCACAGUCCCUCCCUGGGGACUCAGUGUCUCAGUCUGUGACUCCAUGAAAGGAGAACUGUGCCCGAGAGGCUUCAUGUACCUUGUCCAUGUUGCAGCCACUGGCCCCAGGCAGGCAGAAAUGCAGAGGGAGAGGGGACCUGUAGGGGCAAAGAAUCCAGGGGCCAGAAAGCUGCUUGGUGUCCUCAGCUGUUGGUGGAAUUUCACGGUCCAGAGGCUGAGGGCAAAUCACACACACACACACACACACACACACGCCCCACCCCACUGUCCAAUCUCUCAGCAGAUGCUGUCACUUCUCAUCACUUCUGUUCCUACUACCUGGUCCCUUGCUAUCUUGUUUCACUUGGCUGGGUACCAGAGCCUCCUCACUUCCCUUCUUGCGCCGCCAGAGGGAGCCUGUUAAAACCUAUAAUCCACCUCCUCCCUCCUCUGCUCAAAACCCUCCAAUGACUGCCAGUGCUCUCAGAGUCAAAGACAAAGGCUUACUGGCCCUGGAUGAACCUUCCCCAUCACCUCUCAUCUCCUCCCAGGCUCUAUCAGCCUCGUUGUUCCUGGGCAUCCCAAGCAUACACUCUGGCCUCAGGGCCUUUGCCCUGGCUCUUCCCUCUGCCUGGCCCACUUGUACCUGCCUGCCUGCCCUCAUUUCAGCAUGGCUCCCUUCCUCCCUCACUUCCUUCAAGUUUCUGCUCAAAAGGAAGCUUCUCUGCUUUGUCUUCCCUCCAUUAAUCCCUUGAAGUAUGGUCCUUUAUUCACAUACCCUGUUUCUUGUCUUCUCUCCUCACUACAAUGGACGAGGGCAGUGAUUUUUCUGUUUUGUUCACUGCAAAUGUUGCCUGGUACAUAGGAGGCACUUGAUAAUAUUUGGUAAUUGAAUGGAUGAAUGAACAAAUAUGUGAAACGAGGGCAGUAACAAUCCCAGUAAGCAGAGUGGCUGUGAGAACUCAGUCAAUAUGUAUCACGCAGGGCCCCAAACUUGGGCUCUAGUGCUCUGUGGUUGGUAUCUUAGAAUUUUUUUUUUCUUUUCUUUUUCUGUCUGUGCCAUGCAGCUUGUGGGAUCUUAGUUCCCCAACCAGGGAUUGAACCACGCCCUCAGGUUAAUACAGAGUCCUAACCGCUGGACUGCCGGGGUAUUCCCAGCAGCUUGCCAUUCUUCAUCAUAUCAUCUUUGAAGUGCAAGUGAAGUCUGAGUAACAGUGGCACAUGCGAAACUUCCCUGGUGGUCCAGUGGUUAAGACUCUGUGCUUCCACUGUAGGGGGCACAGGUUCAAUUCCUGGUCUGAGAACUACGGUCCUGCAUGCCACAGUCAAGGUUGAUGUGCUUGGUCUGGCAGCGGCCUGGAUGCCAGGAAGGUUCCACGUCGGGUGUGCAUCAAGGGGCCCCAGGCAUCCGUGAUGCCCAAGGCAGCAUCGUGUUCAAUAGCAAAUAUAGAACACUGUGGCGGGCAGAGAGAGAGGCUUGGGUAGGAAGCGAAAGCUUCUCUCCUGCUUUCUAGACAAGAAGCCUCACAUUCUGUAGCUGGCCCUUGUGUCAAGGACACACACCUCACAAACAGUAUGUACUCCAGCCAUGGGCACUGUUGCUGUUGUUACUCAACGCCCCACGAUCAGAGGGAAAUAGUGCCCAGCAAGAGAAAGCCCCCAGGCUCCCGGGCCAGCUGUUGCUGUAAGCAAUGGGUGGAGGACAAGCCCCGCCCCUUCCUCUCAGCCUCAGUUGCGCAUCUGUGAGCUGGGAGAGCACCAGGCAGGUUUCCCUCUGAAACCUGGGGGACGUGUGGGUGGCAGUCAUGGUUUCUGGUCAGGGAUUGUUGUGGCUGCUCUGCUAGGAGCCUGGUCGGGGCUCAUUUUCAGCCUCCAUCUCCAAAAUGUUCAAAGGGGGAUAGAGCUUUAACCCCUGAGGGAUGGGUAACAGGGGACCAGGUUUUCGAUGGGGACUUCAACCCAAGCAUCAGUAGCACGCAUGGCCCAUAACUUCAGGAGGUGGCCGCAGACCCUGAUGGCCAGUGCGGGCCCUGGCAGUGGCCUUAGCCCAGUGGAGGCUGCAGAGCUGAUGAAAAGGGGAAGCGCCCAGCACUUUGCCCCCGACCCUGUGUCCUGCCUAAGCCCGCAUCUCUCUGGAGCCGCUAGGAUUGGAGCCAUUCUGCCAGAUCCACUUAAUUAGCCAAGCUCAUCAAUUCCCACAGGCUUCUCCUCCCCACCUAAUUAACUGACUUAAUUAGGGCUUGCAGGCCUGGCUCCACCCAGCCUCCCCUCCCUGCUGCAACCCUGCCCACCUCCUCUCAUCCACUCAGGACUGGGAACCGGUGGGGGCCCAGCACUCAGGCCUCCACCCAAUGCCCCUCCCUCUGGUAGGACCAGCCCAGUGCCUCUCCCCAGGCUGCAGCCCAGGAGUAAAGGAUUGGAAACCGAGAGUGAGAGGUGGCUGGGAAGAGGGAUGCAGGUGAGAUCAGUGGGAUCAGGUAAGAGGAGGCCAGGAUGGUGGCAGCUGGAGAGGCUGGGCAGCCAGGUGGUUAGGGGCCUGGACUCCAGAGCCGGCCUGGAUUCGAGCCCCAGCUAAUGGGUCAGCCUCGGCAACCUCUCCCCUCCCUGCAUCUCGGAUACAAAAUGAUCGCUCACCCACACAGGAGAAGAUGAGUGUGGGCUGCCCAGAGCCCGAGCCGCCCCACUCCCUGCCCUGCUGCGGGCCAGGGACCGCCCCCGGGCUGGGUGCCGGCGUGCCCCUUCUCACCGAAGACAUGCAGGCGCUGACCCUCCGCACGGUGGCCGCGAGCGACGUCACCAAGCACUACGAACUCGUCCGGGAGCUGGGCAAGGGCACCUAUGGGAAGGUCGACCUGGUGGCCUACAAGGGCACGGGCACGAAGAUGGCGCUGAAGUUUGUGAACAAGAGCAAAACCAAGUUGAAGAACUUCCUGCGGGAGGUGAGCAUUACCAACAGCCUCUCCUCCAGCCCCUUCAUCAUCAAGGUCUUCGAUGUCGUGUUUGAGACUGAAGACUGCUAUGUCUUCGCCCAGGAGUACGCGCCCGCCGGGGACCUAUUCGACAUUAUUCCUCCUCAGGUGGGGCUCCCCGAGGACACCGUGAAGCGCUGCGUGCAGCAGCUGGGCCUGGCGCUGGACUUCAUGCACGGUCGGCAGCUGGUGCACCGCGACAUCAAGCCGGAGAACGUGCUGCUGUUCGACCGCGAGUGCCGGCGCGUGAAGCUGGCCGACUUCGGCAUGACGCGCCGCGUGGGCUGCCGCGUGAAGCGGGUGAGCGGCACGAUCCCAUACACAGCGCCCGAGGUGUGCCAGGCGGGCCGCGCCGACGGCUUCGCGGUGGACACUGGCGUGGAUGUGUGGGCCUUCGGCGUGCUCAUCUUCUGCGUGCUCACCGGCAACUUCCCGUGGGAGGCGGCGUCGGGCGCCGACGCCUUUUUCGAGGAGUUCGUGCGCUGGCAGCGGGGCCGCCUGCCGGGGCUGCCGUCGCAGUGGCGCCGCUUCACCGAGCCAGCGCUGCGCAUGUUCCAGCGGCUCCUGGCGCUGGAGCCCGAGCGCCGCGGGCCGGCCAAGGAGGUCUUCCGCUUCCUCAAGCACGAGCUCACGUCCGAGCUGCGGCGCCGGCCCUCGCACCGCGCACGCAAGCCCGCCGGGGACCGCCCGCCGGCCGCCGGGCCGCUGCGCCUCGAGGCGCCCGGGCCGCUCAAGCGGACGGUGCUGACCGAGAGCGGCAGCGGCUCCCGGCCCGCGCCUCCCGCCGUCGGGCCCGGACCUGUGCCGGUCCCCGUCCCCGUGCCCGUGCCGGUCCCUGUACCCGAGCCCGGCCUGGCCCCCCCGGGGCCUCCCGGCAGGACCGACGGCCGCCCGGACAAGAGCAAAGGGCAGGUGGUGCUGGCCACGGCCAUCGAGAUCUGCGUCUGAGCCGCCCCCGCCGCCCUCGGGGCCCGGGCGCCGAGCAGCAGCCAGGCGGGGCGCAGGAGCCGCCCUGGCCGAAGCGGCCAGCCCCCCGCGGCGGCAGGAGGGAGUAGUGGUAGGCGAGGCAGGCGCCCGGCCCGGCAGCGGGCCGGUGAGAUGCCACCAAAGGAGCCCAGCCCCACAGACCCGAGGAUUCAGAGGCCCCCCCACCCCCCACCCCCGACACCAGGAGCAAGGGAGCUUGCCGGCAGACUCCCCCACACCUCCCUGAACCCUGGGACCCUGAACUAGUGGCUCCGGGCCCUUUGCACCCCCCUGGCAGAUCAUCCAGCAGCCCCACCCCUUAUCCUGCCCCCCUCCCCACCUUCCCGCCCUGGGAACGAAAAGGAACUCAAGUGUUGGGGCCGAGAAAGGGCUUAGGGCGUCUAGGCACUGGCUGGGAGGAGGGCGGUGAGCCGAGGGCAGGGGUGUUACUCAUCGAGACCGGCCCCUUUCCUGGGAGGGUUAGAGGGGAGGGACCACGCCCCCUGCAAAAAUGUAGCAAACUUCUGGAUGUCACAGCAGUGUGUGUGUGUAAACAGGCCCCAAGAAUCCAGUGAUUCUCCCACCACCCAUUCCUCCCCACGAACCCCUCCCCCCCCCCCCCCCGCCCCAUGAGGACACAGAGCCCAAAAGAAGGGCGGCAGGCCAAGACCACACACAACCAGAGAGGCCGCAGCUCUCCCCCUCAGCCCACAGGGAUUUCAGGACAACUGGUCUCCGUGGCCAGGGGCCUCAUGCCCCUGCAUCACUAGGCCCGGGGAAUGCGUUCAGAGCCCGGGCGCGCCCCAGCUUGGCCUGCCCACCGGCACCUUCCCCAGGCCAGGGAAACCUUGCUCAGAUCUUCUCAAUCCUCGCUGCCCCAGCCCAGACUAAGUGGCCUGGACUUUGAGCAGGCGGCGAGGUUACUUGUGCCAGGAAUUUCUCCCAGAAUUCUGCUGGAGUCCAACAUCUGAGCCUGGGGCUGACUCCAUCCCCACGUCUCCCAAGUUUCUGGUACUGGGGUGUGGGUGUGAGAAUAAGGGGCCCUGGAAAUGGGAGGGGGUGAGCGUGUGAACAGGUACUUGUGGCAGUGUGAGCACAUGCAGAAGGCACCUGUGUGCGUGUAGCCUCGUGUGUACAGUGGCUGCGUCCAGACACCCCAGUCACUCCGCCCCAGGAUUCUCAGCGGGCAGCUGCCAGAGGGCGCCCAGGCCCCCGGCUCAGCACACCCCUCAGGGAGCCUGGCAAGGAGGCACCUGCAGGCCAGAGGAACCCAGACACAAAGCCCACCCUCACGACUCCUGCCCUGUCCGUAGAGGCCUGGGACCCCGCAAUAACCUCAUCCUGGGAGAGGCUGCUCCCUCUGCCUGGCGGUGCCCCGCCUGCUGUCCCGGGCCACACCUUCCAGGGUCCCUUCUGGGGUUCUCGGCCACUUGAGGGGGCUCCCUAGUGGGCCAGGCUGACCAGAGGGGACCCUCUGGCCAGGAGCCCCCACUUCUCCAUUCACCCUCAUUCCCACCACGCAAAAGGGCUAUAGGUCCCCCCGCCCUGCCCGGGUCCAGUUUACAGAGUGCGGUUGCCCCAGGGCCUGGUCCCCCUCCCUCCUCAGUGUGCCCGCCCAUCUAGAGACCCACCUCCCCGGCGGGCAUGGGGGCCCAACACAUGCCAGGUAAGUAGCAAACCCCCCCCCCCCCCCACCAAGGGCCAAGCCUUGGAGCAGGGCCCGCCUCCCCAUCACUGCCCCCUCCGCUCAGCCCACCUGGAGCCCAUCUGGGCACCUCUCCCAGCCGCGACUUCUCCUUUUGCCUUAGGCCUCUCGACAUCCCGUCUCUCCUGCAAUAACACGGAAGCGAGAUUCCAAGUAGACGCCCCUCGCGUGUGCCCUCUUUCUCUCUCUGUUAAGAUCCUGUUUGAGAGUCUCUCCCUUGUCGUAGUACCUAGGAUGUUAGAGUUGGGAAGGGACCGUAGUUCUGUAGCCCAGCCCCUGUUGUCAGAGGCACAGAGGGGGGCAGCGGCAGCCGACAGCGAAGCAGGACUGGAACCGGUUCUGCGCCCGCCCUCCCCAUCGGGGCCUUGCUGCCGCCGCCGCCAUCACCUCUGCUGGGGGUGCUGGGACCCUUUGCCCCUUAGGAGAGGUGUUGGUCACAGAUGUUUACCUCAGUUUAUGUCACUGUCAAAGAACAAGUAAAUAGCAAAAAAAAGAAUCACACCGUAGACCUGAAGACUUAGGAAAAAAAAAACCCUCGCGAUUCUUCUGUGCAGGUGUUUGUGUGUGCGCACACGCGCGUGUGUCUCUGUCCCACCCUGGGCUGGCCGGGUCAUCCCCGACCUCUGUCCCAGCCCCACGCCCCCUACACUGCCCCCUGUCCUUCGGUGCUUCCCAGAGGCCCCUCGGAGCUGGCCUGUGGGGUGUGGCAAGCCCCUGGGCAGGAGGCAGGGCCACAGGUUAGCUAAGCGUCUGCCACCAGGCCAGCUGAGCAGAGCCCUAAGGCUGCCAAUGCUCCCCAGGCCCACGCUGUGGCCGGUGGGACCAUCCUGGUGGCUGGUGUCAGCAUUCCAGCCUGACUCGGGGCCUGGGUGGGAUCCCAGCCCCGCAGCCCCAGACCCUCAUGUUGCCACCGUCCUCCACCGUGUGUUUGUAAAUACUCUGGCAUCCUUUGGCCCUGAGAAGGUUUUUAAAUGUGUUAUUUACUUCUCUAAUCAUGACAAUUGCUAUAAAAUAAACAAAAGUUUAGAAAAAUUA
This is a messenger RNA of Bubalus bubalis (water buffalo), 7674 nucleotides long. RefSeq names its product SH3 domain binding kinase 1 (gene SBK1). The coding region runs from base 3648 to 4916 and encodes 422 amino acids. Lineage: Eukaryota; Metazoa; Chordata; Mammalia; Artiodactyla; Bovidae. The transcript is spliced from 4 exons. The record is from RefSeq and is a predicted model, not a curated record. Gene Ontology annotation, molecular function: protein serine/threonine kinase activity; ATP binding. Gene Ontology annotation, biological process: peptidyl-serine phosphorylation; peptidyl-threonine phosphorylation.